CUAUUAAGUUGACCACGGGAGAGAGGAGAGAAAUUUGGGAGAAAUAAGUAAGGUUUAAAUGUAAAAUCGGUUUCAACGGGCGAAAUGAAUUGUCUUCCGGGUACAAUCCCUCAGUGGACUACUGACAUGCAGAAAAUACACAUUUGCAGAAUUACUUCACUGCACUUGUGAAAUCCGACAAUGUCACAAGCAGGAAAGUACAAACAGUGGAGGCUAAACGAGCAUGGCGGCGAUGGAGGUACAUUUAUUAAGUUUUCUCCAAACAGCCAGCUAUUUGUAAUUGCUCUCAAAAGAUCAAUCAAAAUUUUCAAAUUGGAUUAUAAUCGGUUCUUAAGUGAAGAAGUAUUGGUGUAUCAUUCUGAUUUUGAAGUAGAGGACAUUAAAUGGUCGCCUGACUCUAAAGCACUUCUGAUCAUUUCUAUUCAGUGUACCUAUUUUGUACUAGUACAGAACAUUCACAAAACUGAGGAUCUUACAACAUAUAGGAUUCAACAACCUCCUCCGGCCAAACUUAUUUUUAUUGACUGGGUUCCUGAUAGCAAAUGUUUAAUUCUAGUGUCUAGCUGCAACAUUUUUUCAUGUGUACACCGCAUCUGUGAUGGGAGGAAAAUACUGAUACCAAGUAUUUGCAGUACAAAAGAAGAAAAGCCAUUGUUGGCCUUCAGCUCUGAUGGGAAAUAUUUGGCUUCUAUUACAUAUCACGCCUUUUCUUACCAUAUUGCAUUGCUGUCAGCUUCCUUAUGGGUUACUCUUUGGAUGAAAAAACUAGAGCUUUUUAUAAUAAAGGGCUUGAGGUGGUCUCAAAACUCAGACAUGUUUGCUAUCUGGGAUUACUCCAAAAAGUUAAUUUUCUUUGACUUGAAUGGAGAAAAUGUGCAUACCCUACAUUAUGAUGACCCUUUUGCAUCUGGAUUUUUAUUCACCUUAUUCUCCCGAAACUUGUUAGCAGCUACGUGCUUCAAAGAUAACGAAAAGGUAAAUUUAAUUCUUCUCUACAACUUGGGUAACUGGCAAUUAAGUGCAAUCUUGGAGCAGAAAUUCAAUCUGGAAUCCAGCAGUCACUUACAUGCUGCAAAUAAGUUGGCUUUCAGUCAUUGUGGCAACUUUUUAGCAUCAUCCUUAUCAGAUGAUGCCUUGAUGCUUUGGAAUCUAAAGGAAUGUUGUAAUCCUUGUAAAUUAACCAAUCUCCAGCACAAAACAUUGCAGUGGCAUCCAAGAAAGGCAAAAUUUGCAAGUUCUGCUGGAAAUCAAAUUUUUAUAUGGGAAUGUAAUCAAGAUGGUCCUAUGAUUAAAACGAAGAUGUACUCUGUUGUGACAGAAAUGCCUUCAGCUGACACAUUUGUUUGGGCUAAAAAGAAUCUAAUCUUGCAAAAUCUCCAAAGUACAGUGAUUUUGGUAAGAGAUAAAGAGAGAAAAAAGUUUGUGAACAAUUCAUGAGAUCGGCAAGAAAUUGAUGUCUAGUCAUUUACACAAUUGUAUAUUUCCAAUGUAAUUUAUAAUCAAGAAAAAUAUUGGAACAUAAA
Molecule: messenger RNA, 1523 nt
Organism: Frankliniella occidentalis (western flower thrips)
Lineage: Eukaryota; Metazoa; Arthropoda; Insecta; Thysanoptera; Thripidae
Exons: 7
Coding region: 181-1437 (418 amino acids)
Biological process (GO): microtubule anchoring at mitotic spindle pole body; protein localization to mitotic spindle pole body; mitotic sister chromatid segregation
Cellular component (GO): MWP complex; microtubule organizing center; mitotic spindle
Molecular function (GO): protein binding
Source: RefSeq, a predicted model, not a curated record